CGAUGCCUGGAUCGGAAGGUCAUCCGUUCGUAUAUGCGUAUAAGUCUGAUGGUUUUUGCCUCGACGACAUUCCAUUUGCUGCACUCCUUGAAUAAGUUUCCUCGUGAAAAUUCAUCCGAGCGGGAAUCUGCAUUAAUAACUAAACAUAUAAUAUCGUAAUAUAGUUGGAACUAUGGCGAAUUCGUAUAAAAAGUUGCAAAGGAGAAAUUCAUCGUUUAUAAUCGAAGAGUUCGAAGACGAUUUCAAAGGAAUGUCUGGAAAGUGUAUGGAGAUCGGCUGCGGUUACGGAGAUACAACGAAGGAUAUUCUCUUACCAGCUCUCGACCCAAAUGCCGUGAUAAUAGGUGCGGAUACUUCGGAGAAAAUGAUCGAACAUGCAAAUAAAACAUAUGGCGACAACAAACGACUCAAAUUCGUAACAUUCGAUAUCGAGACCAAGGAUUUGCCUGAGGAAUAUAUUUCCGAAUUUGACCACAUAUUUUCAUUUCCCGGCUUAUUUGUCUGCAAAGACAUUCGACAAGUGUUCGAAAAUAUUUAUCGCAUGCUUCGACCUGGUGGAACUAUGCACAUGUUAUUAGUAGCAUCUCACACUACGUUCGAAGUCUUUAAAGUUAUGGCAGAAGAUAAGCGUUACGCACCGUACGUAUGGGACGCCACACCGUUUCGCGAUGCAGACAAUCCUUCCAAGGAGCUGAAAGAAUUACUUAGAAGUAUCGGGUUUACCGUUCACCAUUGCAGUCAUCGACAAAUGAGCUUUUCCGCUAAAUAUUCAGACGCUUUUCCGUCCGCUAUUAUGUCCAAUCUCUCAGUUUUGGAUAAGAUGCCGUCUAACCGAAAGGAAGAUUUCAUGCAUGAAUUUGUAAGCGAAUUCAUGAAAGGAAAACUUGUCUUUAAAAACGGCGAUGAAGAACACAUGACAAAUGUAUACAGAUCACUGAUCAUUUCUGCACAAAAAUAAAUAUUGUGCAAUUGUGUAUAUACAUAUCAUCUAAAUUGUUUAUAACGCUCAAAAUUAUGAAUUAA
Molecule: messenger RNA, 1023 nt
Organism: Linepithema humile (Argentine ant)
Lineage: Eukaryota; Metazoa; Arthropoda; Insecta; Hymenoptera; Formicidae
Product: juvenile hormone acid O-methyltransferase
Source: RefSeq, a predicted model, not a curated record